This is a messenger RNA of Rotaria sp. Silwood2, 729 nucleotides long. The record is from the annotation of a GenBank genome assembly. NCBI's taxonomy places the organism in Eukaryota, Metazoa, Rotifera, Eurotatoria, Philodinida, Philodinidae.
AUGAAUAAUCUAUUUGAUGAUACAGAUAAAUUAGUUAAAUUAAAUCGAAAUAAAUCUAAAGAAUUAGAAAUUAAAAAUGUACUUAAUCCAUUUACUCGAAUGUUUAUUGAUGAACAACUUGCGAAAGAUCUUGGAAUUAUUUUUAAUGGUUAUUAUCGAAAUCGUUAUGGUGGAUUAAUCCCAUUGCAUAUUGCAGCAAAUAAAGGUUUUAUACAAUAUUCAAAAAAUGAUCAAAUUGAAAUUGAAUAUCAUUCAAAACAAUAUCCAAUUAUAACAAAUUUAAUUAUUCAUCAAGUUUAUGAUCAAAUUCAUCAAUGUAUGAUUUCAUGUCAACAAGCAAUUGAUAAAGGUUAUUUAAAUCUAGAAUUAUUAUUAUAUACAUGUGAAAAUUUAUCAAUGGAAAUACAUGAAGCAUUUUCUCGUGGUUUUAUUAUUGGUCAAUUACAAACAAAUACAAAUGAAUCAAAAUCAAUUAAUUAUGUCAAUGAAAAACAAGAUUUUGAAUAUGAUUAUCUAUUUUCAUCAUUAACAAAUAUUAUAAAUAGUUUAAGUGAAUUUCGAAAUACAAUAAAUAUUAUUGAUGAAUGUGAAUUAACAUCAAAUGGAUUUAUUCGACAUAAAAAAACAAAAAAAUCUUAUUUAUUAACACAAGCUAUUGAACUUGGUCUUGUUUCAAUUACAGAUACUACCUUAAAAACUCAAAUAGAUAAUUCGAAAAAUGUAUUGUAG